Messenger RNA from Trypanosoma conorhini, 951 nucleotides. RefSeq lists its product as uncharacterized. The transcript has a single exon. Bases 1 to 951 code for a protein of 316 amino acids. The record is from RefSeq and is a predicted model, not a curated record. NCBI's taxonomy places the organism in Eukaryota, Euglenozoa, Kinetoplastea, Trypanosomatida, Trypanosomatidae.
AUGCGGACGCGCCAUCGCUGCCGCGCCCAAUUCGGGGCACCGGCGUGGGCUCCGCCGCCGCUGCAACUACUGCUACUAUUACUAGCCACCUGGGCGGCGUGCUGUUGUGUGGCUGCAGCCGCACAGGGAAACGCCGCCGCCACCUUCUCCUGCCCCAUCGGGUGGACGUUGUGGUCGCCGCCGUCGCAGCCGCGUGGCGACGCGCCGGCGGAUGCUGCCGCGGCGUUGUGCGUGCAGCCGCAGAGACUUCGAGUGGCACCGGCCGAGGUGGCCGACGUGUGUGCCCGCAUCUUUGACUUGUACCCGCCCCGUGGCUGGAGUGGCGCCGCCAGAGAACUCGCCCCGCGGGCCAUCUCCGUGCAUUCCGACGAGCAAAAUGCGUGGCUGCGAGACCUGCUGCAGCCGCUUUUCGCCGCGACGGGGGAGCCCGUGGCGCUCGGUGGUGCCGCCGGGUUCGGGGAUGUCGCCUGGUGGGACGGCGUCGACGCGGGGGGCGGGGCGCCGCAGUACGCCCACUUUGCCCCCGCAGUGGACUGGCGAACGCGCAGCGGUUGCAUCGCCAUGCAGCCCGACGGUUAUUGGCGCCUGGUGGACUGCAAGACCCCGCGAAGGGCAUUUGCGUGCUCCUUCCCGCUCCCUGCCGCCGCCGAGGGCAGCGGCGAGGGCGGCGGCAGCGAACACGGCGGGGAGAGUCCGUCGCCGCCGACGGAGGCUCCCGCGGGGGACGAGCCCGUCCUCCCACCGCAACCCACCCGCCCGCCGGUGCCAACCCGCCCCCCGCGUGUCUCACCGGGUGGUCGUCGUACGCGGAGAAAUGUUACCGCCUCUACACGGCCUCGAUCGACGAAGAGGCGGCGGCGGGGGGCGGCGGCGACGGCGGGAGGACGCAGCAGGCGGCGCGGCAGUUUUGUGAGGCACUCCAUCCCCGCAUCACCCUCACUGGCGUGCUAA